Messenger RNA from Auanema sp. JU1783, 1050 nucleotides. The record is from the annotation of a GenBank genome assembly. Lineage: Eukaryota; Metazoa; Nematoda; Chromadorea; Rhabditida; Rhabditidae.
AUGUCUAAUGAUGUUGGUGACAAAAAUUCAAGAACAGAAGAGGAGAAUGAAGAGUCUAUGAAGAAACAAUUCGAAUCCGCCGAGAGUAUAGUCAGAUCCUUAGAGGAUGGUAGAAUAGGUGCUAAGACAGGAAAGGUAUCGAUCAAUAAAGCCAGAGAAAUAUUGGAGAGCUUGACAAGAGAUGUAUCCGCUUUAAGCCUGUUCUCUGACAACGAAUCUAUUGAUGAGCUUCCACCAUCAUCUUUACCUUUUCUGCUUCUCCCUGCGUAUCUGGGAUUCCUACACGGCAACGGAUGCUCCGAUAUACAGCAGAGAUUAGAUGAGUUGAGGAAGGCUGAGAUUUAUUAUAAAGAUUUUUUACAACGAUUAAAAGAUUACGGAGUCAUUGACUUCGAGUUAUGGUGGAGUGUUGAAGAUGAUGAGAGAGAAGAAGAUUCCAAAGUUUGUCCUAAGAACAGCAACAUUGAACAGUCCAGAGAGAAGAAAAUCGAACGAUUUAAGCUGCAGAAAGAGCUGGAGGCCAAGCUGAAAUCCUUAAGUGUCGUAUGCAGUCAGGGAGUGAACAACGAUGCCGAUACAAGAGAUUUGUAUAUGACCCAACUGAAAUUCUGGGCGAACAAAGUAUAUGAUGAAUUGUGUUCAGUCGAAGCUGAAAUACCACUAGUGAAACGGAUGCUCCGAGGACCAGAGGCUAAUGAGAACGAUGAUGAAAAGAAACAACAGCCGAGAAAACCUCUCAAGACUUUCACAAUAACUCGAGAUCAGCAGCAAAAGAAGGUGUUCGGCCUAGGAUAUCCUUCAAUACCUACGUUGACCGUAGAUGAAUGGUAUUCUCAAAGAUUUGAAAACGCGGGUAGUCACGGGACUGUUCCUGGGCCAAGCAAUGCUCCCCAAAGUCACGAUCACAAGGAUGAUGAUUGUUCUAGUAAAGACGGAAGUGAUGAUGAUGAUUCAGAAGCUGAAGAAGAGAAGAGGAGAGGCAGAAUACAUAUGGAUGAAUACAAAGAUACUCAUAGACGAGGGUGGGGUAACACUCACAAUAAAGGAUAA